GACGUGGCCCAUAUCCGCCUCCCUUUGCUCCACUCCAAAAACAAAACAAAAAAUGGCCGCCGCCUUCUCCGCGCCGCCCUCCGGCGGACCCGUCCCGCCGCCGCCGCCUUCCUUCUCCAGCGUCCCCUCCCCUCCGCCCGAAGCCUCUCGCCUCCUCCGCCUAUCGGCCGAGCGCUUCCUCCCCUCCCACGGCUUCCGUUCUCCACCGGCUUCGGCUAUUCCACCGUCGCCGAGGAGUCUGCGGCCCCCGCGAGGCUUAAGGGUAAGGCCAGGCAGAACCCAAUGAAGCAGUCGCGCGUCGACUUCACCAAGGUGGACGCCGCGCUUCUCCCCACCGUCAUCCUCGUUGGCCGACCCAACGUCGGCAAGUCCGCACUCUUCAACCGAUUUAUACGGAGGAGGGAGGCGUUGGUGUACAAUACACCCGGGGACCAUGUCACGCGUGACAUCCGCGAAGGAGUUGCCAAGCUUGGAGAUCUCCGUUUCCGUGUGCUUGACUCAGCUGGACUCGAGACAGCAGCGGCAUCUGGGAGCAUUCUCGCACGGACAGCUGACAUGACAGGGAAUGUGUUGGCCAGGUCUCAAUUUGCCAUUUUCUUGAUUGAUGUGAGGGAUGGUCUACAGCCACUGGAUCUUGAGGUUGGGCAAUGGCUGCGUAAGCAUGCAUCUGGGAUACAUACCAUAGUCGCAAUGAACAAGUCUGAGUCACUUGAUGAGCAUGGAGUUCUGACUGCGGCUGCUGGAGAAGCGCACAAGUUGGGUUUUGGUGAUCCAGUUGCAAUAUCCGCAGAGACAGGCCUGGGGAUGGCAGAACUUUAUGAGAUAGUCAGGCCAUUGUUUGAGGAGUACAUGUUUCAGUUUUUGAACAAUGGACUCAACCAAGACGACCCUGCUUCCGGGGCUGAAACUGAGGCCCAUGAAGGUGACGAAAGCAAGUUGCCUUUGCAGUUAGCAAUUGUGGGGCGUCCAAAUGUGGGGAAGUCUACCCUUCUGAAUACCUUGUUGCAAGAACAAAGAGUUCUUGUUGGUCCAGAGGCAGGUUUAACAAGGGACUCGAUUCGGGCUCAGUUUCAGUUUGACAACCGAACUGUAUAUUUGGUGGACACUGCAGGUUGGAUGGAAAGAUCGGGAAAGGAGAAAGGGCCAGCAUCUUUGAGUGUGGUGCAGUCAAGAAAGAACCUGAUGAGAGCUCACAUUGUUGCUCUUGUGCUGGAUGCAGAAAAGAUUGCAAAGUCCAAGAGUAGCAUGAAUCAUCCAGAAGUUGUGAUAGCACGACAAGCAAUAGAAGAGGGCCAUGGACUCGUAGUGAUUGUCAAUAAAAUGGAUCUCCUUAGAGAUAACCAACCGUUGUUUGACAAGGUGAUGGAUGCUGUUCCUAGAGAAAUUCAGACAGUCAUUCCUCAGGUUACAGGAAUACCUGUUGUUUUUGUGUCAGCUCUGGAAGGUAGGGGGCGGGUUGCUGUUAUGCACCAGGUUAUAGAUACUUAUGAGAAGUGGUGUUUAAGAUUAUCAACCUCACGUCUCAACAGUUGGUUGUGUAAGGUAAACAUCGUGGUCGCUAUAGCUUUAUUUAGUUUGUCUGCUUGUGUGUGUGCCCAGUAGGAGCUACCGUUUAUAAAUAGGA
Messenger RNA from Phragmites australis (common reed), 1624 nucleotides. RefSeq lists its product as uncharacterized. The record is from RefSeq and is a predicted model, not a curated record. The transcript is spliced from 8 exons. Gene Ontology annotation, molecular function: GTP binding. Bases 283 to 1602 code for a protein of 439 amino acids. Lineage: Eukaryota; Viridiplantae; Streptophyta; Magnoliopsida; Poales; Poaceae.